AUGUCCAUUACUUCCAUGCUCAUCCAGUCCCACCUGGCUGUAACCUGUGCUUUACUGCUGGUCACUCUCGCUGCCGUCCGCUGGCACAUCAGAGAUUCCUACAAAGUGGAUGGCUUCAGCCAGAAGCACGUGUUCAUCACCGGCUGUGACAGCGGCUUCGGGCAUCUGCUGGCCAGGCAGCUGGAUGGAAAAGGCCUCCACGUCGUGGCUGCUUGUCUCACAGAGAAAGGGGCGGCAGACUUGACAGCAGCGGCCUCCUCCAGACUGAAGACCCUUCUGCUGAAUGUUACAGACAGUGCGAGCAUCGGGAGGGCGGUGGAGUCGGUGAGCAAAGAGGUCGGAGAGCGAGGUCUGUGGGGUCUGGUGAACAAUGCUGGCAGGUCCGUACCCAUCGGUCCAACAGAAUGGAUGAAGCUGGAGGAUUUCACGAAGGUUCUUGAUGUGAAUUUAAUAGGAGUUAUUGAGGUGACGCUCCAGUUUCUGCCUCUGCUGAAAAAGGCCCAGGGCAGGGUGGUAAAUGUGGCCAGUGUACUGGGCAGACUGUCUCUCACUGGUGGAGGAUACUGCCUCUCCAAAUGGGGAGUGGAAGCCUUUUCCGACAGCCUCAGGAGGGACAUGCAUCCCUUUGGCAUCAAAGUGAGCAUUAUCGAGCCGGGCUUCUUCAAGACAGCUGUUACCAGACUGGAUCUUAUUGAAGCUGACCUGAGGAGGCUGUGGACCCGCCUCCCGCAGGAUGUCAAAGACUCCUAUGGAGAGACAUACUUUGACGACUAUGUGAAAGCUCAGAACUUCUCCAUGGGCCUCUUGUGCAGUCCAGAUAUCUCUAAGGUGACAAGGUGUAUGGAGCACGCGCUGACAGCUCGCUUCCCACGCACACGUUACAGUGCAGGCUGGGAUGCCAAGUUGUUUUGGAUUCCUCUGUCGUACCUCCCUUCAUGUGUGUCGGACUUUGUUACCAACAUGUUUCUUCCUUUACCCAAGAAUCAAAGAAAUGUCUAA
Molecule: messenger RNA, 999 nt
Organism: Cyclopterus lumpus (lumpfish)
Lineage: Eukaryota; Metazoa; Chordata; Actinopteri; Perciformes; Cyclopteridae
Gene: rdh1
Product: retinol dehydrogenase 1
Exons: 5
Coding region: 1-999 (332 amino acids)
Source: RefSeq, a predicted model, not a curated record